UUGCCUGCAAAGUCCUGCUCCUGCUCCUGCAAGCGCCGGCCCAGCGCACACACACCCGCUCGCGCCUGCUGCUUGAACACCUGAGACACACACAUGCACAGACACAGAGUCAGACACUGACCAGCAGUGGAGCGCCGUGGAGAGAAGCACACACGCGCAGGGGCGAUGAUAGAGGCAGAAGGAUACGCAACAGCCAAGUGAACGUCACUGUGGAGUAUUUCCAAAACACACUCUGAGGGACGAAAGAGAAAAAACAAAACAGCCUUGGGGGAGCCAGACGAGCACAUAACCCCAGGAAGAGUAUGAGGCCAAGAUGAGCUGUGCUCAGGCUGAACCAGAGGAGAGGCCUGCUAAUGCUAACAGUGCUAAUGCUAGCCCCACUGCAAAUGCAAAUCUCAACUCUACCCCCAACCCUAGUGUUGGUGGCAGCCCUAAUCCCAACACUAAUGCAACAUUAAACCUCAGCACUAAUGCACUAACUAAUGUUAGUGCUAAUGUUAGUGCUAAUGUUAGUGCUGCCACUAAUGCUAGUGAUGAGCUGGAAUGCAAGAUCUGCUACCAGCGCUACAACAUCCACAACCGCAAGCCCAAGAUCCUGGACUGCCUGCACCGUGUAUGUGCUCGCUGCCUUACCAAGAUCUUGGACAUGGGGGACGGUUCUGCAUGCAUCUGCUGUCCCUUCUGCCGCCACGAGACGCAGGUCAGCGAGUAUGAGGUGUCUGGACUCCCAGAUGACUCAAACAUCAUGUCAUGCCUGGUGGUUCGGGAUAAGUCCUGGAGUUCCGACCACAGCAAAGAGGUAGUACUGACACCCAAGAGCCUGUCCUCUAGUGACAGCCCAUCCCAUGACUCCUCCAACUGCCUGGUUAUCACAAUCAUGGAGGUCCAACGGGAUGUGCAGCGUUCACCCAGCCGCAACGGUAGCUCUGAUUACUAUGGAGACCACAGUCUGGACUCUGUAUCUGUAGCCUCAAACAGUGGGGCCAUGGACCAGGAUGCCUUGUCAAAGUUCUGCAAUCAUGUACCCCGGAUCCUUGUGUGGCUUCUGGGGUUCUUCUAUUUUGGCUCCUUGCCCUUGGGCAUCUACUUGCUGGUGAUCCAGAGAGUGACGCUGGGCAUUGUGUGUGUUAGCCUUGUGCCCUCCAGUCUCACUGUCUGUCUUGUAUAUGGCUUCUGCCAGUGCCUGUGCCAGGGCAUGUGUGAUUGCUCCGGUAGAAGCUGACUGGAUAUGACACAACUCGACAGUGCAAAUAAGGAGGUGGUGACAGACAAGCAAUGACACCAAUGACACUUUUUCGAACAUGCUGAGGGCUAUUACGCUAAGCUACCUGGUUCAGAACGAUUUCACUCCCCAACAGACAAAAUGUAAUGUCUACCAUCUAACAGUGAAACGUCAGUUGACGAAGAGGAAGAUUACCUAGUGCAGAUGCCUGUUAGUAGCAAAUGAAAGCCUCAAAACAUGGCUAGCAAUGUUCAACAUUCUGUAGUUGGCAGCUGGCUUUUAGAAUGCCCAGUAGAAGAAUUGAGGAGCCGACUGAAUCAAUGUCCACUCUGGAGAAAAAAACUCUAAAGCAAGCAUUAACAAUCAUGAACAUGCAUUUUACAUGGAAUAAAUGUUUAAAUGUUUUUAAGUUUGAAUUUUUCUUGACUGUCUGGAGGAGUGUGUCUCAGUGUAUGUAGCCAUGAAGAGCUAAUAGGCUGUUUAGGAUGAUGUCAAAAUACUGUGAUUCGCUUACUUCAUGGGUGAUGUACUGAACGGCAAGUCAUAAAACGAUGAGCCUUGUUGAUCAUUCUGACAGAAGUGACAAACAUUGGUUGUGAUUGUUAGAAGACAUUAAGAGCACAUGCUGUGGGUGAGACAGUCAUCCAUGUGGAAAAGAGAGAUGCUAAAAUAAACUGGAUAUUUGCUUUAA
This is a messenger RNA of Pygocentrus nattereri (red-bellied piranha), 1913 nucleotides long. RefSeq lists its product as uncharacterized. The transcript is spliced from 2 exons. Lineage: Eukaryota; Metazoa; Chordata; Actinopteri; Characiformes; Serrasalmidae. The record is from RefSeq and is a predicted model, not a curated record. Bases 314 to 1222 code for a protein of 302 amino acids.